ACAACACUUUUUAGUCGCUAAUCCUUGCGACGAGCUCUACGACUUCACGAAUUCGAGGCAGUGCCAGAGCGCACAGGCCGCAUAACAUAGCCAAGUCAUAGCCAUCGCUUUGAUAUUGUACACAGCCUCCUUCGCAUAUAUCAUCAGACUCUCGCACACAUCCGACUGGUGUUGUCUACCACACUUCUCCUGAAACCCUAUCUUGAUUCGGCCAAACACCUCACAGACAUUCGAGGAUAAACAACACGCAUAACCCAUCGGUCUCAAGCCUCAUCCAGUUUUGAUAGCAUGUCGUUUUUGGAUAAACUGAAGGACGGCGUAUCGAGGGUGCUUCCGGACAAGAACUCCAGCCAACCCAUGUCGACGUCGGUGUCAGGAGGAAUUGGGAAUGGGCGCGGCGCAAUGGGUUUUGAAGACGAUAUGAUCGUCUCAAAGCCGGCAAUAAUAUUCCACACGUCACAAAUAUUCUUCAACUUCCUUGCAAUGUGCUGUUUUGCUAGUGUUGCUGCUUUCCAGGCGCGUUGGGGUGUUGGACCAUCUGGGCUGUCAGGAUUUGCUCUCUUUGUGUCCAUAUCCGGCAUGCUCCUUUCCACAUUCAUGCUAUUGGUUCCAGUCGUAUACGAAAAAUAUGACAAACUCAUACGGCUGGCCCGGGCGUUGAAAGAAAUUCGCGUUGGCUUCAUUCUUGUCGGGGCAGGCACCGCCUUCAGUCUCCUUAUUGCUUUUAUUACGACAAUCUCCGCGUGGACACAAGCGGGGUGUAAAAAGGCUGCUAAUGACCCCAACGCCGACAAAGGCGAUGACUUCACGAAAGGUCUGGAUGGGUGGUGUAGUACUAAGAAGGCUGGAGCAAUCUUCUUCUGGCUAGCUUUUGCGUCUUGGGCUGCUUCACUCGGCCUCGCCAUUUAUGACUGGAGGUCGGGCAAAUCGACGCGACCACGUGAUCCUCCCUUUCAACAUCCCACCGAGUACGACGAAGGCGGGGAUGGCGACGAGGAGUCCGCCUAUGACGUGAUUCCCCCUCCUCGGCGUCCAACAUCGGACAACGCUGCGGGGUCGCCAUUCGCGGACACCAAUCGCUAUUCUGGCACCUCGGCCAGCACCGCUCCUUCUGGAGGAUUUAACAUGCCUACGCCAGCUCGACAUGAUAGUCCAAUUGCUGCUCAACCGCGACCAAGCAUGGAUGCUUAUGGCGCAUUCUCUGAUCCCGCGCCGACUGGAUUUGGCGCUCCUGCUUCUGCCACAGAAGAACCCCGCAUUAGCAGGACCAUGCAGUAUGCUGACCCAUAUGCUGCGGUACGCGCGACUGUCGCGGGGGCCGGCAGCGGGCCUCCUAGCUACUCAUAUCAGGGCUACCAAUGAUCUGUAGAACACUGCUGAUUUGAGAGGUUAAACAUCUAUUCUAGUGUAGUUGUAUGUUUUUUAAACCUAGGAAGAUCUCCACAGCUGGACUUUCGCGCUUUCGAUAUACUCCUUUGCCAUCUUUAUACUCCUUGACGACUUUUAUGUUGUGUACAUGCCUUCUUCCAUAUCUAUGACACAUUUGUAGUUUGCCUGGUGGGCUGAGACAAGGCAGCUGUGUGUCAAAAUUGGCAAUUUGAAUGUCGCGACGCGUUUGUUUAUCCUUGUU
Heterobasidion irregulare TC 32-1 is the source of this 1630-nucleotide messenger RNA. RefSeq lists its product as uncharacterized. The coding region runs from base 289 to 1362 and encodes 357 amino acids. The record is from RefSeq and is a predicted model, not a curated record. The transcript has 5 exons. Lineage: Eukaryota; Fungi; Basidiomycota; Agaricomycetes; Russulales; Bondarzewiaceae. Gene Ontology annotation, cellular component: membrane.